AUGGCAGCCCCGUUCGGCAAUGAGGUGAAGUGCGUUAGCGUAGAGUGGGACCUGUUGCAAGGACUGUUGGUUAAGAAUCAGCCGGUGCCCUGUCUGCAGGCCCUGCGGAAGGAGAAGUCCCGCAAUGCCGCCCGCUCCCGGCGCGGCAAGGAGAACUUCGAGUUCUAUGAGCUGGCCAAGAUGCUGCCCCUGCCCGGCGCCAUCACCAGCCAGCUGGACAAAGCCUCCAUCGUCCGCCUCACCAUCAGUUACCUCAAGAUGCGCGACUUCGCCAACCACGGCGACCCCCCGUGGGGGCUGCGGGCCGAAGGGAGCCCCCCGCCUGGCCCCGCCGGCAAAGGUCCCGGCAGGAGGAACAUGGCAGCUCUGCUGACGAAGCUCUUUGAACAGCAUCUGGGAGGACACAUUUUGCAGUCUCUGGACGGGUUUGUGUUUGCACUAAACCAAGAGGGGAAGUUUCUUUACAUCUCCGAGACGGUGUCUAUUUACCUCGGGCUCUCGCAGGUGGAGAUGACAGGCAGCAGCGUCUUUGACUACAUCCAUCCCGGAGAUCACCCUGAGGUCGCCGAGCAACUGGGGCUCAAGCCGCCUUUUGAUGCUGUUGGCUCCCCGGCGGGGAGCCAGAAACCCCCAGGCCUCACCGGGGCCAGCUCGUCCUCCUCCCUGAACGAGGCCUCUGAGCCCGAUCCCGCCGGCUCCCACGCCCCCCCCAAGCACGACGCCCUGGAACGAUCCUUCUUUGUCCGUAUGAAAUCCACCCUGACCAAGAGAGGGCUGCAUGUGAAGACUUCUGGCUACAAGGUGAUUCACGUUACUGGCCGUCUCCGCCCCCGCCUGCCGUCCUUCUCCCACGCCCAUUCGGUCCUCAGCCGAGUCCUGGGGCUGGUGGCCCUGGCCCACACGCUGCCGCCUUCCACGCUCAGCGAGGUGCGCAUCGAGUGCCACAUGUUUGUGUUCCGGGUCAACAUGGAUCUGCAGAUCGUGUACUGCGAGAGCAGGAUCAGCGAUUAUAUGGACCUAUGCCCCUCGGAGCUGGUAGGGAAAAGCUGCUACCAGUUUAUCCAUGGCGAGGACGUGGAAGGAAUCCGGCAGAGCCACCUGGACUUGUUGAAAAAAGGCCAGGUCGUGACCCGAUAUUACCGCUGGCUGCAGAAGAACGGGGGCUUUGUGUGGAUUCAGUCCUGUGCCACCAUCUCAGUCAAUAUCAAGAACCCCAGCGAGAAGAAUAUGGUCUGGGUCAAUUACAUCCUCAGCAAACCCGAGUAUAAGAACACGGCUCUGGACAUCUUCCAGCUGCCUGGGAUUCCAGCCCGACAGACCGAUGCCUCCGACGUGUCCGACUUGGAACCUGACUUCAAAGAGAGCGACCAUGGGCCGGAACACAAGCAGGGGAACCAGUUUCUGCCCAAAGCGGCUGGGGCCUUGGCCAAAGGUUACUCCCGGAGCAGCCCGGAUGACGGGGCCCGUUGCUCCAUGGCGGAGAACGAUGCCAGCAGCCCGGAAACGAGCUACAAGGAUGAGGAGGUGUCGGAAGGAGCUGGGGCAAGCGACGCCGAGAGCAGGCGCAGGGGGCCCCGGAGCAAACGGAUCAAGCUGGAGUUCCAGCCGGAGAGCCCCCCCCGGGAGGCCUCGCUCGUCAGCUCCGAGGAGUCGGACAGCGGCAGCGAGGAGGAGCCUGAUCUCCCGCCCCAGCCGGUGGCGCUGGAGAGGAGGGUGAACGGGUACAAUAUGGCGGCAGGGCGAAACGCGGGUCCGAGCCGGCCCUGCACAUCAGAGUUCGCCUCUGUCAUCCAGACCCAGAGGAGCUACCCACCGAAAGCCAGCGCGGCGCUUAGCAUUAAGACGGAGCAGAGCCAGGCUCCCAAGUACGACAAGGCCGCCCUGUGGACCUACCCCUCUGCCCGGGAUGCCCUCCACGAGGGACCCCCCUACACUGUGAGCAAAGCACUUAGCCUGGAGAAGCCCAUUCUGAGGCAAGCCACUUCCCACUUGUACGUCUCCAUCCCGGACUCUGUCCUCACCCCUCCCGAGAUGGACAGCAGCGGGGGCCUGGCUAAGGCCCCCUUCAGCACCUCUCCCCGGGCUAUGCUACCAGCCCCCUCAGCUGAAACGCUCUCCCCCCCGCUCUCGGGCUCACCGUGCGAGGAAAGGGCCACGUCGACGCCCUUCGCCCCCCUGGUCUAUCCUGGCGAGAUGGAGGCACUCCAGCGGUUCCACGCAGGGAACAUGGUCCUCCCGCUGGUGCACCAGCUCGGCGGGCACCACGGCAUCGCCAGCACCACAGGCUCCCAGAGCCUCUACACCACCAGCACUAUCCGAUACGCCCCGGCCGACGUGACCCUGGCUGUGCCAGGCAGUGUGCUGCCUGCCUCCCACGCAAUCAACCUCAUGGACAUCGGCAGCACGGAGUCCAAGACCUCCAUGGAACUCAUGUACCACCACAUCCAGCGGCUCAACAUGGUGGCGCCGUUUGGGAACUCAGCAAGCGCCACCGGUUUGGCGCAGAUUUCGGGCGCUGCGGGGGGCGUUUUCACGGCCGCCGAAUCCUUGUUCUCUACGCUGCCCUUCUCCGUGGCCAGCGGCGGCAUCCACAGCCUGUCAGCCGCAGAGCGCAAAGAGGACUAA
Messenger RNA from Emys orbicularis (European pond turtle), 2625 nucleotides. RefSeq names its product neuronal PAS domain protein 1 (gene NPAS1). Gene Ontology annotation, molecular function: RNA polymerase II transcription regulatory region sequence-specific DNA binding; protein dimerization activity; DNA-binding transcription factor activity, RNA polymerase II-specific. Bases 1 to 2625 code for a protein of 874 amino acids. The transcript is spliced from 11 exons. Gene Ontology annotation, biological process: regulation of transcription by RNA polymerase II. Lineage: Eukaryota; Metazoa; Chordata; Testudines; Emydidae. The record is from RefSeq and is a predicted model, not a curated record.